Gymnodraco acuticeps is the source of this 1631-nucleotide messenger RNA. Its product is annotated as general transcription factor IIH subunit 4-like. The record is from RefSeq and is a predicted model, not a curated record. The coding region runs from base 118 to 1497 and encodes 459 amino acids. Gene Ontology annotation, biological process: nucleotide-excision repair. Gene Ontology annotation, molecular function: double-stranded DNA binding; ATPase activator activity. NCBI's taxonomy places the organism in Eukaryota, Metazoa, Chordata, Actinopteri, Perciformes, Bathydraconidae. Gene Ontology annotation, cellular component: transcription factor TFIIH core complex; transcription factor TFIIH holo complex. The transcript is spliced from 14 exons.
CCGGAAACAUGGCCACACAGCGAAGAAAUGCCGAGUGACAACAAUGCAGUUAUUUAGUUCAGUAAAUGCACUUUAUUGUCAGGUAUUCGUUGAUAAUUGAUAUCCGUCUGCACGAUAAUGAAGCUGCGGGUCCAGCUGCAGUGUAAGAACCUGCAUGAGUACCUGAGGGAGCUGAGCCCGGAGGUCCUGGACAGACUGUACGACCACCCGGCCACAUGCCUGGCUGUGUACAGGGAACUCCCCUCUCUGGCCAAGAACUAUGUGAUGCGCAUGCUGUUCCUGGAUCAGCCCCUCCCACAGGCAGCUCUGGCGUUAUGGGUGAAAAUAGACAGUCAGAAGGAUCACGAUGAGUGUGUGUCGGUGUUGGCAGGACUCCGCCUGUGGCACAGUCAGCAGCUGCAGGGGGGUCUGCAGGGAUAUAUUUUAAAUCCAGUGUUCAAAGACAACCUGAGGAUCGCUCUGCUGGGCGGGGGCAAAGCGUGGGCGGAUGAGGGCAGCUCUCUGGGUCCGGACCGCCACGCGCGGGACAUCCUGAGUCUGGACCGCUACGCCAUGGAGCGCUGGGAGGUCAUCCUGCAGUUCAUGGUGGGCUCCCCCGGGGCCGCCGUCAGCCAGGACAUCGCCCUGCUGCUCGUACAGGCCGGCCUCAUGAAGAGUGAGGCCGGCGAGGCGCCCUACAUCACCUCCGCUGGGUUCCAGUUCCUCCUGCUGGACACCGCCUCUCAGCUGUGGUACUUCACCCUCCAGUACCUGAACACUGCCCAGUCCCGAGGCAUGGAGCUGGUGGAGAUCCUGUCCUUCUUGUUCCAGCUCAGCUUCUCCACUCUGGGCAGAGAUUACUCGGUGGAGGGCAUGAGCGACUCGCUACUGACCUUCCUGCAGCACCUCAGGGAGUUCGGACUGGUGUUCCAGAGGAAGAGGAAGUCGCGGCGGUACUACCCCACCAGACUGGCCAUCACGCUGGCUGCAGGGGUCACCUCCACCUCCUCCACCCUGGCCACGCCUGGGACCGGAGACGCAGGCUUCAUCGUCGUAGAAACCAAUUACCGUCUCUACGCAUACACAGACUCAGAGCUGCAGAUCGCUCUGGUGGCUCUCUUCAGCGAGAUGCUCUAUCGCUUCCCCAACGUCGUGGUUGCCCAGGUAACAAGGGAGUCAGUGCAGCAAGCCAUCGCCAACGGCAUCACAGCACAACAGAUUAUCCACUUCCUACGGACCAGAGCGCACCCUGUCAUGCUCAAACAGACACCGGUGCUGCCCCCCACCAUCACAGAUCAGAUCAGACUGUGGGAGCUGGAGAGAGACCGCCUGACGUUCACAGAGGGAGUGCUCUACAACCAGUUCCUCUCGCAGGUGGACUUCGAGGUGCUGCGGGACAGAGCUCAGGGCAUGGGAUGCCUGGUGUGGCAGGACGUGGCUCACAGGGUGCUGGUGGUGAGUCCACAGGGACACAGCGAGGUGAAGAGGUUCUGGAAAAGACAGAAGUCCAACACGUAGCAGCAGGAAGUGAAACCGCGAGGAUGUCUGGAAUCGCAGUUGUUUAUUUCUGGCACUGUUGGAGGAAAGUGGAGAUGAUGUACUUAUUUUGUAUGUUUCAUAAAAUGUUGACUUCCAUGUAGUGUGGAUUCAAA